Molecule: messenger RNA, 3455 nt
Organism: Rhodofomes roseus
Lineage: Eukaryota; Fungi; Basidiomycota; Agaricomycetes; Polyporales; Fomitopsidaceae
Exons: 5
Coding region: 123-3455 (1110 amino acids)
Source: RefSeq, a predicted model, not a curated record
GGUCAUUGCUGCUGCCACCAUCCACCGACUCGUGCACAACGCGUUUCUGCCCUUCUUCACGCGUAGAACCCAACAUAACUGUGCAUGCUGCUAUAUAGACUACUUAAGCAGGAUUGCAAGCCAUGGAGACGCGUAGUUUGCCAGUGCGCGCCCUGUACACCAUCAAUAUCUCCCCGCAAUACAUGCUAGCGAGAUGCGACGAGACUAUGGACGUCGAGAUUAUACGCCCGGCGCCGCGUGCGGGGGACCCGGACGAUGCGGACGCCGUAGCGUUCGGCAGGAUCCCGCUACGACCGUGUCUGGAGGCCAUAUGUGACGCGAGUCCGGAGUUAUUGCUCGAUCCAAAUCGCGACUUCUCCGUAUAUGUCCGCGACCCGCUCGAAUCAUACAGCCAAGGCCAUCCCCCAGACUCGCUCGGCGUCGCACUCGGUCUGGGCCUGCUUUCUCGGGGGCUGCGUGACUCUGGCAGCAAGAAGGUCGUGGGCACCCUCAUGAACGAUAGCUCAGGAGAGGAUGCGCUCCAAGUGCUGCUGACAGUCAAGGAAUGCGCAGUUAAGCCAGGACAACCCAAGUGGGCUAACGAGAGAAGGAGUCUGCUCUCUACAACGCCACUUCCCAUGCGAGCUUCGUCAUCAACAUCCAAAUCAACAUCCACGACCUCCCGAAGCAAGUCUUCUGACCACAAACAGGCCAAGAGCGCGUCAAGCACAUCACGCUCCACUUCUGGGACAUCAUCUGCGAAACGAUCCAGUUCUUCCCAAGUCUCUUCCUCAGUGACGUCUGCGCAGACGGCUGCGACAUCACAUUCUACGAAGGCGGCCUCUCAGCCACCUGCUGAAUCCAACCCAAGCGCGCUGCACACUCUACUGUGCGCCCUUGCCGCCACGCCGGGGAAGAAUAGCGGAUUGCUUGGCGCCAUUUCUUCUAUCGACGCAUCCGCGACCACAGGGUCUGCCGAGAGUACCUCGCAGCCCAAUUCUGCCUUGGUAGAUGCUUUGCGCGUGCUACUGAGUGCGCCGCAGGCUCCGGUAGCUCCACCAGGUACCGUCUCUCCUGCCGACCUCACGCGAAACCCUACAUCGUCGUCUGCGGCUACGCAGUCGCAAAGUAUACCUGGGCACGCUUCGGGCGCCCAGACCCAAACCCCUGCGACGCUGAGAUUCUUGACUGCGCCUGGCCCACUUGCCCUACCUCAGGCAUUCACCUCGUAUUUCUCGUCGCGCUUGGCCGCCGCCUACGUCAAUGUGAAGCAGCAGCCGCCCGAAGAUGACGAGAUCGUCUUCUUGGACAAGGAGAACGUCAACCCCAGUGCCUUCAAGAAGAAAGAGCGUGAUGGGAAGGGGAAGGAAGUAUGCAAACCGCCUCCAGCUGCGUCCACUACCGUACCUGGGCCUGGAUUGGGUGUACUGCCAACUCCAGCCCCAACGCCUGCGGCUGGUACGACCGAACUACCACCCACUCAGCGUGCCCGCACAUCGAAGGAACCACCUGCAGCCGAAGGACAGGACGACCAUCAUAGGAGCCGCACCACCUCGAGUUCAAUCUCUAUCGAUGCGCACUACCGUGAUCACACGAUCUACCAUCCUGUCAUUCCCAUUCCGAAGCUGCGCGAGUUAGAGCACUCUUCAUCGCCAUCGUCGUCUUCCAGCCAAGGGGCUGCAGGGUUGGGAGGUAGAGGUAUGAAGCGAAAGCGGACGCUGAGCGAAAUCAUGGAGGAAAAGGAACGCGAGCGAAAGCGGACUCUGACCAGCAGCGCGGAGACUGCUGACGCGGAGAAUGUUGUGGGAAGUCCUGGCAGUUCAUCUCCCGGACACUCGCCGAGGGACAAAGGUAAAGCAGUCGACCGCGGCGCUGGCUCAAAACCACCCUCUCCGCCGAGGGCGAAGCGGAGACCAUACGUUGUUCCUGAAUGGGCGCGAACAACAACUGCGACGCAACCUCGCCUCGCGGAGCAUGUACGGGCGCAGCUUGAGGCAGAGCAGGUGAAGAAGGAAACGGAAAAGGAUGCCAGACGACAGCGCAGAAGAGAGAGGGAAAGACAACGAACACGAACAAGAUCGAAUCCCGCGUCGAUGGCCUCAACCGAGCCCGCGCAGAUGCCUAGUGCUGCGGGGACAAGUGCUCCGAGCUCGCCCGUAGUCUUGGGGAAUGCGAGCAAGGCAAACCAGCUCUCCUUGGCUUCUGGGACAAGGCCGAGGACACCACCAAGACCUUUAGUCGCAGAGAGCUCCGAUUUUGCCAUAUUCUCAUCUCCACUCAGGUCGCGAUCAACACUGCCUGCCUCUGGAUCUUCAGCCUCGUUACAAGGCUUGCUCGCGGUCGCCCCAGAGCAAAUACCUCUGCCCUCUACGCCAAAGACGCCCAGAACACCAAAGACCCCGAGACGGUCAAGGCGAUCGCUCACGGGAGACGAUGAUGACCUCUUCGGGUCGCCUCUGUUCACGCCGAAGCGACGACGCUCGGUGUCGCGGUCUCCAAAGCUGCCUAGCCUGUACAAAGGUAGGGGCCCGCUGUUCUCCGCCCGACGGUCAAGUGGAGAGCUACGCACGAGCAGCUCGCAAGCCUCGAGUCAUGCAGACGACCAGGCCGCCGAUGAAGAUGAUCCCCUGUCCAGCACCUUACCAGUCGCGAGCAGUGACGCCGAUGGAUUCGAUGAUCCGUUCUGGGGCCCAGUGGGUCUUCGUGGGCGUGAAGAGCGGCCGGGUAGGCGAAAUUGGGGCGAGUUGCUACCACCGUCAUCUCCUCUGCCUCCGUCAAGCCCGAUUCUGUCUCCAGUCGAUGGGGACGACUGGGGAGCUGAGGAGGCUGCAGAGAUGGCGGACGACCCGGAUGCCGACAACGAGGAACCUACGUCGCAGCUUACGCCAAGGGCUGUGUGUGCGGGAGACGGCGUCGCAAAGCCAGAAGCGUCAGCACCAACCCCCACGGAGUCUGACUUCCCCACACCGACGACAUCAGAGCUUGGACUCGAUGCUGGGGAGAGCGCAGCAACGUCUGAGGAACGGCCACCGUGCGAGGCCGGGACCGCAUACGCUGAUCCAUUCAUAGUCCACUCCCAGAGCUCCGAGGGUACCGAAGACGACUCGACGACACUUGGCCAAGGCUCGACCGACGCGUUCAGCGGGCUAAGCUCAGACUUUGCCGACUGGAUGGGCGGCCUUUCAGAGCCGAACUAUAACCCGGCCGAGUGGUUUGGCACGGACUCUGACUCGCUGGCCUCGAGUGAACUUGAGGCUCUGCUCAGCGACCUGCCGGCUGGCGGCGUUGGGGAGCCAGCGGUCAACGGCUGCCUCGAUGAUGCAGAGGUAGCGGCGUUCUGGGAGUCCUUGAAGCCGCUCAUGUCUGUGGAUUCAGGCGGCAACGAGGGAGAGGUUGGGCAAGCGGGCGCAGUGGGUGUGAGCGCGGAGAAGUUGGCGGAGAACAUACAGUCUUUAUUGGGCGGAUGUGUUCUGUGA